Molecule: messenger RNA, 2896 nt
Organism: Tremella mesenterica DSM 1558
Lineage: Eukaryota; Fungi; Basidiomycota; Tremellomycetes; Tremellales; Tremellaceae
Exons: 16
Coding region: 1-2244 (747 amino acids)
Biological process (GO): ubiquitin-dependent protein catabolic process
Cellular component (GO): anaphase-promoting complex
Molecular function (GO): ubiquitin protein ligase binding
Source: RefSeq, a predicted model, not a curated record
AUGUCCUGCUUACUUGGCAGGCGUGGCGUGUUGCUAGCGAGUUUCUCUUUCCUCGAGAUUUGGCAGGAAUGCGGUCAGCCGGUAGGCCAGGUAUGUUCUGACUUUCCGAGUACAUGUUAUGUUAUUGAUGAUCCAGUGGAGACUCCAGAAGUCACAUCUGCAUUUGGUCUGCUAUCCCAAAUGCAGCGCAGCGCGACUUUGUUCCACGACUUCUUAGUAGACGCCGUGGAAGAUCGCUUUUAUCUGGUCAAACAGGAUAUCCAACGCUAUGUGAAUCGACUCCAGGAAACUGCUGCGGUCUCAGUGGUGCCUCAGGUGGAAACUAUCAUGGUGGAGAUGCUGGAUCGUCUGAACGCCUGGCAACGAGCCUGGGGCAUACCCCUACGAGCUAUGAGAGACAAUAAAGUCAUUUCCGGUUUCACCAGUACCUUCUCAGCGCUCCUACAUUCAUCCCUUCCGUCCAUCUUCCCUGCUUAUUUGCAUUCAUUUUUGGUCAAAUCUCUCGCCUCUCUCCCUUCUCAUCUCAUCGAUCCACCACACAACCCACAUUUGCUUCAGAGCGUACCUAUCAAUUUGCAAAAGGUAUCCCCUCCGUCUCCGCAUCUAUCAAAACUGGGCAUCCUCCCUCGGUAUUCUGCAACCCUCAGCGGAGCUGCGUACGAGGAGAUCAGCAAAAUAGCCAGAGAGGAGGCGGGUCGAGGAUGGGAGACUCGCCGACUUACCAGGGCGAGGCAAAGAGUCGGUGAUGGUGUAGCCAACUGGCUUGCCGGCAUGUUUGAAGGCAAUGAAGCUGCACAAACCGGUUUGCGACCUAUGUUCUCGAGAUUCGAUUAUUACCUGUGUAAAUGCUUCUUCGACAUCAGGACUGACGAGUUGUUUGACAUCAUUGUGGCGUAUCCCGACUCCAUGGCUGCUUUAGAAGAUCUCAAGGAGUGCUUGUUCAAGGUAGACCAACGAUCCGUUUUGGUGGAUAAGCUGAAGACAUCAACACUCAAACGUCUUCUCCAUCCUGGGGCCGAGACUAAAGUUGUCAUUGCGGGGUAUAUCUCUACAAUACGUUGUCUCCGUAUCCUCGAUCCUGCUGGUGUUCUGCUGCAUAAGGUGGCCGAUCCUAUUAGGAAGCACCUUCGAGAGCGACAGGAUACUAUUCGCUGUAUCGUUUCAACCAUGGUGGAAGGGGACGAGUUACAGGACGAGAACGAGAGUAGCGCGGGUUUGAUCCCCCAAGUCAAUGAUGAGACGGUCGAGGACUUUUCAGAUCCCAAAUGGGAUCCAGAACCAUACGAUGCUGCUCCUGAAUUUAGGAGCGGAAAGGCCAGUGAUAUCAUCUCGACUCUUGUCAGCAUAUAUGAGUCCCGAGACGUGAUCGUUAAGGAGCUCCAGAUACUACUAGCGACACGACUGCUGGCUGUCAAGGAUUAUGACGCCGUCAGAGAGAUCCGGACUGUCGAGCUACUUAAAAUACGCUUCGGGGAGCAGGCCUUGCAGAUUUGUGAUGUCAUGCUCAAGGAUAUGGCCGACUCAAAACGCAUCGAUGAUCAUGUACAUGGCGACAUUGAGUCCAAAGUGCAUCCACUGGUCAUCUCUCGGAUGUUCUGGCCCAAUAUACAACCGUCUUCUCUUCAUUUGACACCGAAGCUCGAAAGCGCUCAGCGAGCAUAUGAGGCUGCUUUCCAUCAUUUUAAGCCGGAUAAGCGCCUGCGCUGGUUACAGCAUAUAGGAACCGCUGUCGUCAAGCUGGAGCUGGAGGAUCGUGUGGUCGAGGUCGAAGCCACGCCCAUCCAGGCUGCAAUAGCUGAGCUGUUCUCGGAGAAAUCGCUGUGGUCAUUGGUCGAGCUGGGACAACGGCUGGGAGUUCUCGAGGAAUCUACUCUCCGUAGCGCCCUUGGCUUCUGGGUAGGACUUGGCGUGAUCAAGUCCGAGGGUGAGCGAUGGACAUUACUCGAGGUCGCCGAGCAAGGACCAGUUCCCGUGCAAACCCACGUAGAGGAUGCACCUUUGCCACAAAAAGAGAGCGCGGACGAGAUGAAUGCCAACAAAGUACGGAUUCACUGGCUUUACAUAAAAGGUGUACUGACGAAUCUUGGUCCCACAUCACUGGACCGAAUCCAGGGUAUGCUGAAGUACAUUGACGAAUACGACCAAUCCAUAGACGAUCUCGAGCAGUUCAUGACUGCCGCUAGGGGGGAGGGCAUGGUCGAUUUGCGGUCGGACGGAAAGUGGGUACUACGGGAGGGAGGGUAGAUCAGUGUCUAUCGGAAGCUGAGCGCUGUGAACGAUCAGAGACGAAAUCGUCUCGAUCAAUGUUUGCGUCGUUGCGUCAUACGUGGCAGAUCAGAUAGAAUUCAUGAUGACUCUUGGGUAUAUUAUCAGCUGUGGACGGACCAGAAAUCAGUUUCAAAGCUCUCUCAUUCUCAUCUCUCGUGCUGUGCACCUACCCAACUUCGCUUUAUUCUCACUCUCUCAUACCUUUCGCUGGUCGAUAAAUCCUUACAACUCAACCCGUCACACGCAUCUCACAAUGAAGUCAACUACUCUUUUCACCGUCCUCGCUAUCCUCUCGACCGUUUCGGCGAUUCCCACCCCUGCCCAUCCUUCUUACCCGACCGAUGAGCUUGAUGUGGACGCUGGUCUGUCCAGCUCGGCCCCCCGUGUAGAUCCCGAGGCCUUACUGCGACUUCUCUCCAAGCCAGUUUCUCGUUCUCGUAAACACAGCGAAAGACAAUCUCAGCAGACGACUGGUGACUCCAUGGGCAACAACGAAAUACCACUAUCGACGAACAAUAUGGAUCCGAACGCUCCAGUCGUUCUCGCUUCCUCUCCACCAGCUGGACUGGCAGGUGUCGUCUCCAAUCUCCCAGGUGCCAUUCAUUCCAUCGCUUCUGGUCUUCCCGAU